AUGGAGCCCCUGCUCGCAAACAUCCUCUCGCUCGACUCCUCGGGUAUACUUCCUGGCACUGGAAUGCCACCGUCAUCCAAGAGAACCUGGAUUCCUUCGCAAGCAGCCUCACUCCCGGUUCCUGCCAUGCUACCAGUCCCACAGCAGCACUCUCAGCCUGGCUCGGCGGAUGCGCCUGUCUCGAGGGAAGCCGCAUCAUAUGCUCGUCGCCGGGCGGGAACAGCGUGCACAGUCUGUCGAAGCCGAAAGACAAAGUGUGAUAACCAACGUCCCAUCUGUGGGUUUUGCAAGGCCACAGGUGGCGCUUGCGUGUACCCGGAGGAUGCCCCCUCAGACCCAUCAAAGCUUGACAGAGGGAGUCUGGCCAUUCUGCAGCGGCUUGGGGAGAUGGAGCAGAGACUGACCACCUUACUCGAUCGCCAAAACCACGUGUCGAGUCCCAACCAGGACCCGACCCGUAGCUGCACAGCGGAACACACUGAGUCACCAACAGUGACCCCGGGAUGGGACGCCGGUGUGGAUACUCCUGGCCGAGUGGAAGAGACUAGUUAUGACCGUCCACCCUCGGGCGACAUUGUGACGAGAAGCUCCGAGAUGCGAGUCGAGAAGAUUCUUCAAUGGCUCAUAUUUUCGGUCAAUCACCCGUCUCUCGCUUCUAGCCUCGGUCGCGUGGACACUAUUCCCCGAGUCGUGGGGAGUGAAAGCCUGUUUGACCUUGACCCAGAGGUCAUUCGAAAUCUUGUCGAGAACUUCUUGGUUACUAACCAUGUCAAGAACCCCAUCUUCAACAUCAACGAGCUCUGGGUCUCUGUGAGAAAUGUUGCCGAGACCGGGCUUCGAUGGGAUGGAGAAACAUGUCUUGUGCUUCUUAUCUGCGCCAUUAGCGUUUUGUCGUCAAAGGUUGGCGAAGAGCUUCACCCUGGAUACUCGAAACACCCAAGUCGCCUCAACCGUGCAGAGUUGUACUUUCAAAUGGCUCAACGGCGGAUUGGGAUGCUUUACCACAGCAAUUGCCUUAUGGCUGCUCAGUGCAGCUUCUUGACGGCUGUAUAUUUAAUGACAACAUUCCGAAUCAUGGCUGCUUGGAAGGCCUUUUCUCAGGCUGGGUCUCAGUGCGUGGGAUUAUUGGUUGCUGGUGGUAGCCUCGACGAAGAAGGGCGGGCCAAGUCGCCCGAGAUAGAGGGAAUGAGUGUCAACGACCAACAAAUGGAGGAGAGCCUUUACUGGAGUUGCCUCAAAAGUGAAUUGGAAUUACGAACAGAGCUUGGCCUUCCAGGGUCCAUCCUCAAUGACAUGCAAUACUCACACCUCUAUCCGUCUCCUCCGGGUCCCAGUCAGCUGGUAGCUGACAGAAUGGGUCCCGAAUCCGAACAUCUGGAGAAAGGCUGGUUUUUCUACCUGGCCGAGAUCGCCCUGCGUCGCAUCAUGAACGAGGCCCUGUCGGCUCGCUACAGGGUCGGCUCUUGGUACUACACCACUAGCUGGUGGGCCACGUCCGGGGUGGAUGGGUUCAGGGGCCACGUGGAUGAGUUCAGGGUCAAGUUGAAUACAUGGCAAGAAAUGUUGCCUCCAGUGAUGCGUUUCCCCCAUGACCCGCUGGAGAAUACCGGGGAUGCGCUGCGUGGCAUCCUUAGAGGUCACUUCAUCGACAUUCUCGACGUUCUAUACUUCCCGGCUGUCCAGGCAGUUGCUUGUAAGGAUGUUAGUGAGCUCAACCCCUAUGUUCUGGCCACGGCACAGGCAGCUCUGCAGACUGCUACGUAUCGUAUUGCCAUCUGUGAGGAGGGCUUCUGGCACCGCCAUCAGGGGACCUGGCUGAUGAUUAGGACAUGCUCUCGUAGCGCGCUGCUGCUGCUUGCCACGGCACUUCGAGCCCAGCAGAUGAGUGGCUUGGAAGAUCUUCUCCCCAACCAAAGGACUAGUACUAUGACGACUUUUACACCGCUCCCCAAGGGCCAUGAGGCCUCGCCAUCGAUUUCUUUCAAUCCAGAACACACAAUAGCAGACAUCAACCCGCUCAUUUAUGGCGGCUUCACCGAACAUAUGGGCCGUUGCAUAUACGGUGGAAUUUAUGAGCCAGACAAUGGUCACGGCCUUUCGGACAAGAACGGAUUACGGACUGAUGUCAUGGAAUGCAUCAAGGAACUCCAGGUACCUGUUGUGCGUUACCCUGGGGGCAACUUCUGCGCCACCUACCGCUGGCAAGAUGGCAUAGGUCCCAAGGACAAGCGUCCCAAGAGGCCAGAGCUUGCCUGGGAGGGAACGGAACCCAACACAUUCGGCACCGACGAAUUCAUGGCUUGGUGUAAGGAAGUGGGAGCGGAGCCCUAUCUGUGCUUGAACAUGGGAACGGGCACUCUUGAAGAUGCUCUUGCGUGGGUUGAAUAUUGCAACAGUGACAAGGAUACAUACUUCGCCAACCUGAGACGGCAAAAUGGCCACGAUGAGCCCUACCGUGUCAAGUACUGGGCCCUUGGUAAUGAGAUGUGGGGUCCAUGGCAAGUCGAGCAACACACAAAGGAGGACUACGCCAAGAAGGCUGUCCAAUGGGCUCGAGCUCUUAAACUACUCGACCCCUCCAUUCAAUUGAUCCUUUGUGGAAAAGACGGAUACUCUGAUUGGGAUCGAUAUACCCUCCAGCAGUGCGUCCGGUGGGUAGACAUGCACUCCAUCCAUUACUAUUCCAUGGGCAAGGGGCACUAUACCAACAUCUCGUCGGUGUACGGCGCUGAGCGAGCCAUCCAAGUCUGCUCGUCACUCAUCGACCUCGCGAGAUGCGAGUUUGAUAUGUCUCCAUACCCAGAAGUCGACCGCAUUAACAGCAAGCCUUUGGCGAAGAAGAGACCCACAAUAUGCUUCGACGAGUGGAAUGUUUGGAAUCCUGAGCGAGCGCCUGGAAACAAGGGAGCCGAGGAGCAGUACACUUUGAGCGAUGGCUUGGCAGUGGCCAUCUGGCUCAACGUCUUUAUCCGCAACUGUAAAGAACUUGGUAUGGCCACAAUUGCCCAGAGUGUUAACGUCAUUGCGCCACUCAUGACAACCCCCCAGGGAGUUUGGAAGCAGACAACAUACUUCCCUCUUCUGCUGUUCUCCAGAUACAUGCGCGGCAAGUCUGUCGCAGUUCAUGUUCGGUCAGGGACGUAUGAGGGGCCAACAUGGCCCGAGUGGAUUCAGAGCACUUGCGUAGUGCCCAAGCUUGAUGCCAGCGCGGCCGUUGACUAUGACGGAUGGAUGAAUGUUGCUGUUGUCAACUCGCAUGAGGAGCAGACCCUAUCAACAAAAAUUGAUGGCAUCAAGGCUGGCACAGAGGUCCAGGUCUUCACCGUUGGCGGAGAGAGGUACCGUGUCUCUGACGUCAAUUCUACGGACGACGAGAGAAUCGGUAUCUGCGAGACAACGUGGACUUCUGGAGAAUCAUUUAAAUUUGAGCGGUUGAGCUUCACUCUUUUGCGAUGGAAGCUAUGA
Messenger RNA from Fusarium keratoplasticum, 3465 nucleotides. RefSeq names its product Zn(2)-C6 fungal-type domain-containing protein. Lineage: Eukaryota; Fungi; Ascomycota; Sordariomycetes; Hypocreales; Nectriaceae. Gene Ontology annotation, biological process: L-arabinose metabolic process; regulation of DNA-templated transcription; polysaccharide catabolic process. Gene Ontology annotation, molecular function: DNA-binding transcription factor activity, RNA polymerase II-specific; alpha-L-arabinofuranosidase activity; zinc ion binding. The coding region runs from base 1 to 3465 and encodes 1154 amino acids. The transcript has 7 exons. The record is from RefSeq and is a predicted model, not a curated record.